AUGGACAGAACCAAGCAGACCGCCGGUAAAUCCAAAUUCAAAGCCGCCUGGAAGAGCGCUCCGGCUACUGGCGGUGAGAAGAAGCCUCACUGUUACAGGCCCGGCACUGUGGCACUCUGCUGCUUCCAGAAAUCCACGGAGCUGCUGAUCCACAAGCUGCCCUUCCAGCACCUGGUGAGGGAAAUCGCUCAGGAUUUCAAGACCAACCUCCACUUUCAGAGCUCCGCUGUGAUGCUCUGCAGGACCAUCACCAGUCGGCACCUCACAGAUCAGCAGCUUGGUGGAUUUCUGAGAGCCUCUCUGACUUCGGCACUUUGUGCCAGUUGCUCCGUCAGAACUCAGAUCAUGGUUUCAGUGGUGGAGAUUGUCCAUCAGGUUGAUGAGUUUCAGCCCCUGGUGUGGCUGUUCAGGCCAAUGGGAGACUGGCUCGGUCCACUACGGGUGUAA
Thalassophryne amazonica is the source of this 447-nucleotide messenger RNA. RefSeq names its product histone H3, embryonic-like. Gene Ontology annotation, cellular component: nucleosome. Gene Ontology annotation, molecular function: DNA binding; protein heterodimerization activity; structural constituent of chromatin. The transcript is spliced from 2 exons. Bases 1 to 447 code for a protein of 148 amino acids. NCBI's taxonomy places the organism in Eukaryota, Metazoa, Chordata, Actinopteri, Batrachoidiformes, Batrachoididae. The record is from RefSeq and is a predicted model, not a curated record.